Tripterygium wilfordii is the source of this 1385-nucleotide messenger RNA. RefSeq names its product transcription repressor OFP7. The record is from RefSeq and is a predicted model, not a curated record. The transcript has a single exon. The coding region runs from base 185 to 1198 and encodes 337 amino acids. Gene Ontology annotation, biological process: negative regulation of DNA-templated transcription. NCBI's taxonomy places the organism in Eukaryota, Viridiplantae, Streptophyta, Magnoliopsida, Celastrales, Celastraceae.
GUGAUAAAAUAGAUCCCAAUGUUAAGCUUUUUAGUGGAGCGUGGUUGACAACACACAUUGAUGAUUCAUGUAUUUACAAAAAUACCACCCUCCCAGCAGUCUCAUCCUAUAAACCCUUCACUGCGCUGCAAGUCUGCAACACACAGACCAGACAGGAAAGCACACACAGAAACAACAAACAAACAUGGCCAAACGUUUCAAACUGAGAUUCUCCAAAGUUAUCUCCUCUUUCAACUCUUGCCGGUCCAAAGACCCCUCCACUCUCCCAAUUGUUCCUGUCCCUUCAUUUCUUAGACUCUCUCCGGUCAAACGCAACCCCAUCACCCUCCAUCUCCCACCACCAACAGUACCUUCCUCCAAGCCCCGCUACUCCUCCUCCAUCAAGCGCCACGUCUCCUCCGCAUUCACAUCCAUCGGCUGCGGCUUUAAAUCCAGAUCCAGCGUACACCACGAAAACCGCACCGAAUCACCUCCUUCCGAUCAUGAUCAUCUCUUCCAUUGGGAAGAACAUGACAAAUGGCACGUGGUCAACAAACUCUAUAGCGAAGAAGAAGAUGAGGAGGAGACCCCUCGUCGCAAAAUCUACAACUCCUCCGCUUCCGGACACACAUCCGACGCCGUUUUGUCUCUCCCCCCACGAAACGCAAAACGACGAACCAGAAAGAAGAAAACGAAACCAAGAAUCCGAGUCAGCACUUCCUCCGCCGAUGCCGGGUUAUACUUCAGCAGCGAGAGCUUCGCUGAUGACGUGGACGAUGAGGCACUGACGGAAACCUUGGUUUCUUCUUUCGAAAGCUUCUCCACGGAUUCCUCCCCACCGAAAGCCAAGAAUUCGAAACGACGCCGUCUCAAGCCACGAAAGAGCUUCGGAGCGUCGUCGUUUUCGCCGGCGAGGCUGUCGUUGUUUCAGGGGCUGAUACCGUGCGUGGUUGAAGGUAAAGUGAGGGAAAGCUUUGCCGUAGUGAAGAAAUCGAAGGACCCAUACGAGGAUUUCAAGAGGUCGAUGAUGGAGAUGAUAUUGGAGAAGCAGAUGUUUGAAGAGAAAGACUUGGAGCAGUUGCUUCAUUGUUUCUUGUCGUUGAAUUCUAGGGAUCACCAUGGGGUUAUCAUUGAAGCAUUUUACGAGAUUUGGGAGGCUUUGUUUUGUAGAAGAUCAACAGGCGGUAGAGUUUCAUCUGUCAAAAUAAGACCCUUUUAGAUAGCCAGUUCUUUGUUAAUGUAGAUAUUAUGUGGUAGGGUUUAAUCAUGAUUCUUAUUGGAUAGAUUGAGGCAGUCAGGCUUAACUGCUAAUGUAUUCCGAUUGAUCUGUUUUCGUAUUAAUGAUGAAAUCUCUCUUAAUCUACUUGGAUUAUAACAGGCUCGCAUGCUCUUUGAAGUAAUGAUAA